AUGCCCAUGGGCAUGACCCGAGCGAGACCUUCGAAAAAAGGAUGUCUCAGUUGCAAGAAGCUCAAAAUAAAGUGUGACGAGGCCAGACCCGUGUGUGAGUAUUGCAGACACAGAGGGAGACGAUGUGUGUACCCAGACGUGUUUCGAGUCGCUGGCGACCCACUUAAAGAGGCUCUGGAAGCCUACUCACUGCUGUCAAGCUCGAGCGAUUCGUCACCGUUCGAGGAGGAAAUCUUUUCUCAGUCUCGAGAUUUGACGUUUCAGGUCUUGUUAGGGUGUACGGCGCAACUGCUACAAUUGCUGCGAUUCGAGCUACGAGUACUUCGAUUCUUCAAUGAUUUGGCCGUUCCUUGGAUAACAUAUAAUGUGAACAGACGACAGGUUUACAUCUGGAAGAGUGUGGUGCCUCAGUAUUUUGGCACGUCUACAACUAUCAAGCUGGCUGUUUUGGCCUUGGGAUGUCUUACCGUUAUGCCAUUUUGCGGCUUGGAUAACGUGUUGGAGGAGGAAUCUAACGCAGAGGUCUUGGCCAGAAAAUUGGAGGCUGCUAGCGGGACUUGGAAGGUGCAGAGGUUGUUUGCAGAUGAUCAGUUGAUCGAACAAAACAAGCAAGACGUGAAUUUGUUCCGACGAGCCUCCGAGUACUUUGAAUCGGCGGUAAAGGGUGCCAGGGAGGUCCUAUUGGAGUAUCAAAAACCAGACUCAACGCAACAGGAGAGACUGCGCAGUAUUCUCGAGGCUUCGGUUGCAAAUUACCUUAUUUAUUGCUUUUUGGGCAUACAACCAUGGAAGUUGAUUCCUCUUGUGGACUUCUCCGAGCAAGAACCCAAGAGUGACAUGCUUAAUAUGGCUUUAGGGUUCAAGAAUGUUCUUCUCAGUAACUUUCCUCACUUGACGACAACAGCUGUUGGUGACAUCUUUCAGUUGGACGAGCUUCAAUUCACGCCUCGCCGUAAGGUUAAGUUUGUUGACGAUUUGAGGAAGCAAUUCGACGAGUUCCUUGGUGACAUCAGCUUCUUCGACAUCUCUCUGGAAGUGAGCACCAUGAUCAAUGAUAUUCGCGAGUGCUUGCUUGUAUUGGAAAAAGCUUUCAAUUUGUCGAUAAAAUUCAACUUUCCUGUGAUGUUAUACAAGUGGCUCGUGAUAAUGGCGCCUCAAAUUGUGCCUUACGUCAGAGCUAAAAACCUAUUUGCGUUACGUCUCUUGUACGCUUACGCUUGUAUAUGUGUACAUUGCAGACUUUGCCCCUUUGAGCAAAACUCUUGGAAAGACUACGUUGUGUGGUUCAGAGACGAGUAUGGACCACUCAAUGAAUUUGACGAGAGACUAUAUCACUAUGUGAUCACAAACAGAAAUUAUAUUAUUGAUGAUAAUUUCACCUCACUCAAAGACUUUGAGGUGUGGGCACCACAUUUUGAUUACACCUCAGGUAAUCCUUUAGCAUAUGUGAUGCAAUAA
Molecule: messenger RNA, 1458 nt
Organism: Candidozyma auris
Lineage: Eukaryota; Fungi; Ascomycota; Pichiomycetes; Serinales; Metschnikowiaceae
Product: Zn(II)2Cys6 transcription factor domain-containing protein
Exons: 2
Coding region: 1-1458 (485 amino acids)
Biological process (GO): regulation of transcription by RNA polymerase II
Molecular function (GO): DNA-binding transcription activator activity, RNA polymerase II-specific; zinc ion binding
Source: RefSeq, a predicted model, not a curated record